Styela clava is the source of this 2884-nucleotide messenger RNA. RefSeq lists its product as uncharacterized. The record is from RefSeq and is a predicted model, not a curated record. Gene Ontology annotation, biological process: amino acid transmembrane transport. Lineage: Eukaryota; Metazoa; Chordata; Ascidiacea; Stolidobranchia; Styelidae. Gene Ontology annotation, cellular component: vacuolar membrane. Gene Ontology annotation, molecular function: L-amino acid transmembrane transporter activity.
UUUAAAAAAUUUUAAACACUGAACUGGCAAAAUGCAUGGGUCUUCCGGUGGCCAAGGUACUACAAGUACUCUGAAAGUUUUUGGGAAUAUUUUUAUAUCAUUUAUUGGAGCAGGAGUCCUUGGAUUACCCUAUGCAUUCAAGGAAGCUGGAAUACUUGAAGGGAUAAUAAUUAUGAGUACCGUUGGACUGUUAAGCGUUCGUGCAAUGUUGCUUAUUAUUGAUUCUAAGGAUAGAAUUUCCUCAGGGUCAUCAAGAUCUGCAAUUGAUGAUGCAUUUACUAUGGAAAGUGAGACAGCAUUGCUUCCUAAUGGUUCUACAAAAAAGCUAGAAAAAACAAGAAAAGCAGACAAUUCGCAUAAAGAAAUAUGUUACGGCGACGUAGGUUAUGAAGCAUAUGGGAGACUUGGCGCAAAUGUUGUAGACGGAUCUAUUGUUGUGUCACAAGUUGGAUUCUGUUGCGCAUAUUUAAUAUUCAUCACUGAGAAUAUUGCGCAAUAUUUUACCUCAUAUUCUCCUGAAAUUGAUGGGGAACACGAACCGGGUUCAAAUGCACAAAAAAUUGUUCUAGCGUCACUUUUUGUACCUUUAUGCUUUCUAUGUUUUUUGAAGCACUUGCAUAAACUCGCGAUUUUUAGUUUAUUUGCUGACUUUGCGAAUGUUUUUGCCUACACAAUUGUAUUUUGGUUCGACUUUGAGCACGCUGGAAAAGUUAGAAUGCACCCAAAAGAAAUGGACAUUGCUGGACUUCCAUUUUUUGCCGGGAUCGCAAUUUAUUGUUAUGAAGGAGCCGGAAUGGUGCUCUCAUUAGAAAGCUCGAUGGCAAAGGAAGUACGCAACCAAUUCCGAACGAUUUUUAAAUGGACAAUGCUGCUUAUUACAACUCUUUACAUCAUUUUUGGAGUGUGUGGGUAUAUGUCUUUCGGUCCAGAGACAAAUCCUAUUAUUACUUUAAAUCUUCCAACUGGAAUUUUCCCAUUUUUGGUGAAAGGGUGUCUGUGCUUCUCUUUAUUUUUCACAUUUCCCGUUAUGAUGUUUCCUGUAAUUCAAAUUUUAGAGAAACGAAUCGGACUAGAAAACUCACCAAAGAAAGGAAAAAUUUUACGAUCUACUAUGGUUUUGCUGACUGUAAUCAUCGUGUUACUAAUUCCGUCGUUUGCAGAUUUAAUGUCACUGGUUGGCGCCACAUGUUGUAGUUUGAUAGCCUUUAUAAUGCCUGCGAUGUUUCAUCUCAAACUAUUUCAAGGCGAUUUAACAAGGUCACAAAUAUUAUUGGACUAUUUUUUAAUUUUAUUAGGCAUAACUGGAACCAUUAUCGGAACAUUUGAUUCAUUAAAACGAAUGGGAAUCAUUCCUUCAGGACAUGUUGAGUCUGGCGGGACCCAUAAUGUCACAGUACCUUUGGCAUAAACAAAUAGUGUACCUUAGUACUUUUGCACUUAUCUACUCUUUAGUACUCAUGACUUUAAAUCUUUUUUACAUACAUGUAUCUAAUAUUUAUCCUAUAGAUUUUUUGUAAGCUUUGACUCCGAACAAGCCCCCACUAAGGAGAAUGGGCCUACUAACUAAAACAUUCAUAUAUUCUGUCAGAGAGAAUGUAAAAUAAUACAAUUAGGCCAUAUAUGGCAAUUAGGAGGCCUUUUUCUGCAACAUUAUAUUUGGUGGGUGUGUGGCAAUGUUCAACUAACAUUAUUUUUCAACUUUGGAAGUUCAGUAGAAUAGAUUUGACUUUCCUCACAGUAGUUUAUAAGUCUCAACCCCUUUACAAAUAUCGUGCUCCACCGCAAAAAUAACUAGCUAACAAUAAGCUACAAAUAACAGAUAGUAAGGCGAAAGUAUAUUUCAUCCGUUUAUGAAAAAUAUGUGGAUGGAAUCUCAAUAUCCAAAAUAGGGAGGGCAAGAUCAAAUCUAACGUUUUUUUUAAUUAGUUUAUGCCCCAUCAAAAAAUUGUCUACGCCCCCUUUUUUUUUGGGGGGGGGGGGUCCCACCAUUUGAGAACCACUGCAUUUAACGACCUGUGCAUCACAAGCAGAAAAACAACCAAUCUAGACAAAUAACGGUGCUCCAGAAGUAUGCGCACCACCAAGAUGUUGCACAACCUUAAUCCUAACCGGUACAUACAUACUAUAUUCAGGUUGUGCGCCAUCUUGGUGCGCAUACUUCUGAAGGUCCCAAAUAACUACUGAUAAAUUACGUACCUACUGUUAUUUGAAAAAAACAGAAUUUUCCCUUUUCAACAUUGCCCACCGAAUUUACUCUGGUUGAAGUUGAGUGCAUGGGAUCCAAACCUAAGAUCUUGAACUUAGUAUGCCAACAUAGUUACAUUCUGACUGCUAUUAUAGGCUCUUGUUGGCAGAUUAAUUAAGAUAUCAUUUGUAUUUUGUUUUACUUAUAUAUAUUUAAUAAUCUAAAUUUUAUGAAAAUUUAUUGUCAAGUGUCUUAUUUUUUUAAUGUGUUGAAUAUCGCCAGUGUUUGAACUUUUCAUUUAGUGAGGUUUAGACCAGGUUUCUGAAACUUUAAUUAUUCGUGGUCACCUCUCAAAGACUCCCCAACACUCCGUGUAGCCCCCUGAUCUCCUUUAAGAAUACCAGUUUUGCUUUUGACAUUCAUUUCACGCCAUGUUUGAAAAGGAAAAAGACAACAGAUGAAAGCUAAAGAGUGAACGAAUUACGAUCAAAGGAUGAAACAUUGCUCAUUCAAUUUACACUUUGUUAUUGUUGUCGUUCAGAUUGGUUCUUAUUUACAGCAUUUGCUUAUACUCCCUGGAGGGCCCAUUUUGACUAACUUUAAUUAGGACCCAGGUCUCUCAACCUUUGUGGGUUGAUUACAUGCUGCAAGUUUUGAGCUUGAAUACAGAAUUUCUUACAAUAAAAUGGGAUUCACUCU